Pimephales promelas (fathead minnow) is the source of this 3282-nucleotide messenger RNA. Lineage: Eukaryota; Metazoa; Chordata; Actinopteri; Cypriniformes; Leuciscidae. The record is from RefSeq and is a predicted model, not a curated record.
CCCUGGGGAGUUCAAGCCCAGAGAUGCUGUUGCCUGAUUAUGAUGAUGAUCAAACUCCUGAAGAUGAGGAGCUGCCAGAGGGAGACACUAACUUUGGCAAUGAGAUUGAAGAACUCGCAAAGGAAGGAGAAAUGCCCAUUCAGGAGCUCCUGAGCCUUUAUGGUUAUGCAGGCAGUGGAUCACCUGAGGAAGAGGAUGAGGAAUAUGAGGAAGAGGAUGCCGAUGGAGAUGAGGAGGAUGAUGAUGAUGAUGAAGGAGAGGAUAUGGAUAAUGAUGAAAGCAGCAGAAGCACUGGAGAACUGAAGAAGAGCAAGGAGGAUGGAGCAAAUGUAUCCACAAGAAUGACUAAUGAGAGCCACACUGAGAGUCGAGCUUGUGCAGUAAAAGCCUGUAACACAGCUGAACUCAUACGAUCACAGAACCGUGGCUACUUUCAGAAUAAUGAAGGUGAUGAAGAGUCAGAGGAGGAUGAUGACUAUAUUCCAUCUGAAGACUGGAAGAAAGAAAUCAUGGUUGGUUCCAUGUAUCAGGCAGAAACACCAUCUGGACUGUGCAAAUACAAAGACUGUGAGAAAGUGUAUGAAAAUGACGACCAGCUGCUGUGGAAUCCUGAAAUUCUUCCUGAAAACACUGUGGUUGAGUUUCUCACGGAAGCCUGUCGACGGACGGGAGAGGAGACGGGUGUAGAUGCUAUUCCAGAAGGAUCCCACAUCAAAGAUAAUGAGCAGGCAUUAUAUGAGCUGGUGAAAUGUAAUUUUGAUACAGACGAAGCUUUACGAAGAUUAAGAUUUAACGUUAAAGCAGCCAGAGAGGAACUAUCUGUUUGGUCAGAGGAAGAAUGCAGGAAUUUUGAACAAGGAUUAAAAGCUUACGGAAAAGACUUUCAUUUUAUCCAGGCCAACAAGGUCAGAACUCGGUCUGUCGGAGAUUGUGUGGCUUUUUAUUACAUGUGGAAGAAGUCAGAGCGGUAUGAUUUCUUUGCGCAACAAACUAGGCUUGGGAAAAGGAAAUACAACCUUCAUCCAGGAGUAACGGAUUACAUGGACAGACUUCUAGAUGAAACGGAAAGCACUGCCUCCAGUCGAGCAGCAACACCUCUUCCUGCUGCCUCCAGCAGCAGCACCAGCCAAUCAGAGCGAGAGGAGACUAGCGGUCACAACGGACUCACCAGUCACAGCUCCAGUGCAGUCGCCACACAGAUGUUGAUGAGUAGUGUAAAUGAGCCGAAGAGUGAAUCUGUUCAGUCAAACGGAGCAUCUAAACACAGUCUACUCGCAGAUCAUCUGGACUCCAACGGCUGUAACCUCACAGACACUUAUAACUCGGACAGAAAUGGCUCAGUGAAUCACCAACAUGACUGCCAGAGCCUAGACAGACCAACAAAAAAGUGCCGGACAGAAUCAGAGUCACUGGCCCAGGUUGAGACGGACCCUUCCAGGGUAAAAGAAGACUGAAAAAGACCAAAGGUCAGGCCAAAAUCUUAAACUGUGGAGAUGGGUCAGGGCUGUGACACCUCUCAGCCUAUCCACCCUAUACCCAAAGCUGAGCUGCUCCAAAAACACCACCCUCCAAACCCAACCACAGCUGAUUAAUGCUCCUUUUUCAAGAAACCAUUUUACAGAGAAAUGUAUAUUCUAUAUGUAAUGGAAUUUUUCUGAUAUUUUUUUAUCAACAAGAUAUUUAUAUUUUUUAUUGAGACAUUUGACAAUGGGUGAAUAUGCUGUAUAAGCCAUUAUACGUACCACAUGAGGAUGAAUGCUGGUGGGCGUGGUCUCUUGUGUUUAGGGCGGGGCCAGUAUGUCUCCAGGCAAAUCAAGUUGCGUUUUGGUUUACAUUAUAUACUAAUGUUUCACUGCUCAGCUGGUUUGUGUUAGCGGAGGCACACUGCGAGCUCCCCACAAAUGUAGUCAAAAUAAAUAAGCCAAUGGAAUCACUCCUUCUAAGCUUUGUGUUUGUAAAGCAUCCAGAAAAUUGGUUUGUUAGUUGUAUUUUCUAUUAACUGAGUGAAUCUGUUUACUUUUCAUUGUUUUGUUUUUUGUUGGUGUUUUUUAAUAGUGUAAAGGAAAUGAAGCCCAUUUUUGGGACCAUUAUUUAGCUUCAUACCUAAAGGUAUCUAAUGUUUUAGUCAUUCUCAUUAAUUUAUCAUAGAUUACUGUAAUACAUUGAGGAAAAAUAUCACCCAGUCUGAACACAAUAAUUGAUUUAAAACUACAACUGCCAGAAAUAAAGAUGAAGACAAGAAAAAAAAAAAAAAUUAAUACAACCGUAAAAUACAAAUACAUUUCUAUGUACACAUGUUCACUUUAAUGUAAUAAGAAUUUUUGAAAAUGUUACAGCUCUAAAAUGGGCUUUGUUUUCUUAGAUCAAAAUAUAAUUUAUAUCUUUUGGAAAUUAAAAAUGAUUAGAGGGCAUGUUAUUGACGUGGGCAUUUCUCUUUGUAAAAGAGGUAUUAAAAGAGGCUCUUGUCAUGUGUAGGUUCAAAUAGAUUUCUUGCACAUGUUUUGAUAUUCACACUGCAAAUCCAUCUUUAGAAUUUUUUUUUUUGUGUGUGUGUGUGUAUUUUGUACAUGAUAUUCAGAAGCGGUUUGUGAGAACUCAAAUUCUUGCAAUUAAUGAAACUGGAUGAUUAUGUCAUUUGUAGCCAACGGACUAUAAUAGAACAACCAAUAACGGUAAAUGUAAGUAACAUGUUUCUGCUUAAACAGUUUUAAAAGCGGUCAGAAUUAAUAGUUGAAUAAUUCAAAUCAAUGCAAAUAUUUAUUCCAAAUUAAUAAAAUAGCCCAGAGGAAUUAAUGGAAUGUCCUUCACCAAAAACAAUGUUUUUAUUUUUUUACUUUGUGGGUCAGUUGGAUUUAACAAGCUUUACUUCCCUAGAGCCAUGUUUAUUGCAAUAUUUUUAAUUUAUGAAACUGGAUCUCACGGCCACAUAUGUCCAUAACUACAUUUAAAUAUACUAUUUGAGUAUUUUGUUGACAGGAAUUCACUUUAAUAUUGCACUCCUAUAUAAACAUGCGCUCAGCUUCUAGAAAAAAGUUCGCUUUUACACUUCGUUCUGUGGAGAAUGUUCAUUUACACUUAAAAAAUCAUGGUGCUAUAUUUCCUCUGGUCAUCUUCAUUGGCUUAUUUAUUGUCAUUUGUGUUGUUUGUCACCAUUUGAAGAGUUCUCUUUGCUUCAUGUAUGUGACUGUAGCAUUAAUCUUAUUUUAAAUGGUCUAGAGUGCGAUAUACUGUAUGCAGUCGUUCUGAUCAGAUGUUAUGCAUUAAAUACAUCGUAAAUGCCAA